CACAUCCCUUAGAGCCAGGCUUCGCUUAGACCAAUUAAUGGUAAGUGGAGGGAAGUUUUCUUUCUCAUUCUCUUAGGUUGAUUAAGAGUUCUAUUGUUACAGAUAAAAGCAAUAUGGCGUAGAGUGUGGGCUCUGCUCUGUGGGGCCGAGGGCCACUUUAGCAAGCCUUUGGUUGUGGUUAUGGCUACCUUCAUUACAAGCUCAGUGCCCAGAGGGAAUUAAGUCCUCCAAAUGACCUAAAGUUGUUAAAUGAAAAAUGUCAUUAUGACCUCUUUUCAAUGUGUUUAAACUUGUGCUUUCUUUUUCUGAAAAAAAUUUUAUUGAUUUUUAAUUAAGCAAUAGUCAAACGGAGGAAAAAUUUUCAAGUUCAAAAGGUAAAACUCUCCCUCCUCUUUCUCUCCCCCAGCCUGGUUCACCCUCAAAGGAAGCCAGUGUAUCAGUGUCUGUGUAUCUGCAGGCGUUUCACACGUAGACAGGCAGAUAGGCACAUGCAAGCAUAUGCGUACACAUCCCCUCUCCUUAACACAAAACAGCGCAUGGUGUACCUAGUGGUCUGCACCCUGCCUUUUCUUCUUGACACCUUAACAAUGUGUCUUAGAGAUCAUUCUGUACAGUGACUGAGAUUUAUUUCAUCGCGAAUUCCAAAGCAGCCGACAUCGUGAUAAUUUCUCUCUCCUUAAUACUUGGCAGUUGCUUUUCAUCCAUGUUUUCCCCUUGCUGGUGAAUGACUUCUACCACAGGGUGACUUCGAGUCACAUUCUUUGAACUGCCUUCCACAUAAAAUAUCUUAAUAAGCACUAGUGCCUUUGCCUGGAGGAUAAGUAAACAACUUUAUGUGAUUGGGGCCCUGCAAGCGAAGUGGUGUCACACCACUGUUAAUUUAAACCACAUCCUGAAUGAGGUCCCUUAAGGUCAAAGUGAGGACUCCAAGCAUUGAUCUGUCUUCUGAGGCCAUGGCAUGUUUUCUCUUGUUCCAGCACACUAGAAUGAACCGAAGCAUUCCUGUGGAGGUUGAUGAAUCAGAACCAUACCCAAGUCAGUUGCUGAAAUCUAUUACAGAAUAUUCCCUGGAAGAGGAAUCAGAACCACCUGCUCCAAAUACAAGGAACAUGGCACCCAACAGCUUGUCUGCACCCCAAGCCCUUUCCUAUACCUCAGGAGACUUUUCUCAGGUCCACCCUUCCCUGAAACUUGCAAAUCACCAGUGGCCUGUGUCCCAGCAGGUCACCUGCCUGCGUGCCAAAGUUCUGGAGGAAAGUGAAGACAGUUUCUUCAGGAGGCACCCAGACCAGGGCAAAGAUCUACCCUCGGGCUCCUCUGCAGCCAGCAGGCCUGAGUCUGAGUCUGUGGUUGGAGCCCUUCCUCCAGAGCAUCAGUUCUCAUUUAUGGAUGAACGUAAUCGGUGGUUGGGAUCUCAGCUUUCAGCAGCUUCACCUGACACUGGCCAAGACUCAGACAAAUCAGAUCAAAGUUUACCUGCCUUAGCAGACUCCUCGGACAGUGGCCAACAGAUGGUGCCCCAGCCCCAACCCCACAGGAACCGAGCAGAUCUGCCGACAACAGACACUGGGUACGAUUCCCAGCCCCAAGAUGUCCUGGGCAUCAGGCAGUUGGAAAGACCCCUGCCCCUCACCUCUGUGUGUUACCCCCCGGACCUCCCCAGACCUCUGAGGUCUAGGGAGUUCCCUCAGUUUGAAUUUCAGAGGUACCCAGUGUGUGCACAGGUGCUGCCACCCAACCCUUCCCCACAGGCUCCGUGGAACUAUCAGUACCAUUAUCCUGGAGGGCCCGAUCACCAGGUGCCAUAUGGCCAUGACUACCCUCGAGCAGCCUACCAGCAGGUGAUCUGGCCAUCUCUGCCUGGGCAGCCCCUACCUGGUGCAACUGUGAGAGGCCCACACCCUGUGCAGAAGGUCGUUCUGAAUUAUCCCAGCGUCCAGGACCAAGAAGAGAGGCAUGCACAAAGAGACUGCUUCUUUCCAAGACUCCCACAGUAUCCGGACCAGCUGUAUCACCUGCCACCUAGUGGAGCUGGAGCUCCUGAGGAGUCCUUGGAAUGUCCUGCAGAGCUGAGACCACACGGUCCCCAGGCUCCAUCCCCAGUUGCUGUGCCUAGACCCCCAAGUAACCCUCCAGCCAGAGGAACUCUGAAAACAAGCAAUUUGCCAGAAGAAUUACGAAAAGUCUUUAUCACUUAUUCUAUGGACACAGCCAUGGAGGUGGUGAAAUUCGUGAACUUUUUGUUGGUAAAUGGCUUCCAAACUGCAAUUGACAUAUUUGAGGAUCGAAUCCGAGGCAUUGAUAUCAUUAAGUGGAUGGAGCGCUACCUUCGGGAUAAGACAGUGAUGAUAAUCGUAGCAAUCAGUCCCAAAUACAAACAGGAUGUGGAAGGCGCUGAGUCACAGCUGGACGAGGAUGAGCAUGGCUUACAUACCAAGUACAUUCAUCGAAUGAUGCAGAUCGAGUUCAUAAAACAAGGAAGCAUGAAUUUCAGAUUCAUCCCUGUGCUCUUCCCAAAUGCCAAGAAGGAGCACGUGCCCACCUGGCUUCAGAACACUCAUGUUUACAGCUGGCCCAAGAAUAAAAAAAACAUCCUGCUACGGCUGCUCAGAGAGGAAGAGUAUGUGGCUCCUCCCCGGGGGCCUCUGCCAACUCUUCAGGUGGUACCCCUGUGAACACCAGCCAUCCCCAGGUCACUGGGGUCAUGUUCUCUUCUGGCAGCAUUUUUCUAGCUGGGGCUGGUGGGUGGCACUCAUGGCUGUUUUGUUUCUCAGUCGCUCCCUGAGGAGCCUGAGGGGCCCAGAUAACCUGUUGUGCAGAGUACUCUGCAUCCUGGGACUCUGGCUGCUGUGUGUUUCCUGCUUUUAAGAACCCACAAGGUGCCAGUAUCCUGCAUGUUCCAUUUGACAGUCUGAUGUGUCCAUUCUGGGCCUCUCGGUGUCUAGCAGUAGAUAAUAAAAUUGAUGUGGCAACAAACAUAAAUGAUCACAAACACUCUAUUGCUUCAGGCUUCUUUUAUGAGUUGGCCAGAUGGUCCUCGGACCAAACUGAUUCAUGUUCAAAUAAUAAAAUGUUUGCUCCUUUGUAA
Molecule: messenger RNA, 3088 nt
Organism: Castor canadensis (American beaver)
Lineage: Eukaryota; Metazoa; Chordata; Mammalia; Rodentia; Castoridae
Gene: Traf3ip2
Product: TRAF3 interacting protein 2
Biological process (GO): humoral immune response; positive regulation of canonical NF-kappaB signal transduction
Source: RefSeq, a predicted model, not a curated record